UCUCCUGUCCUCAUCUUCUCUCUCCUGUCCUCGUCCCCUCUCUCUCCUGUCCUCGUCCCCUCUCUCUCCUGUCCUCGUCUUCUCUCUCCUGUCCUCGUCCCCUCUCUCUCCUGUCCUCAUCUUCUCUCUCCUGUCCUCAUCUUCUCUCUCCUGUCCUCGUCCCCUCUCUCUCCUGUCCCAGUUCUCUCUCUCUCGCUCCUGUCCUCGUCCCCACUCUCUUUUGUCCUCUUUUUCUCCUGUCCUCAUCCUCCCUCUUUCUCCUAUCCUCGUCUUCUCUUCUGUCCUCUUUCUCUUGUCCUCAUCCUCUCUCUCUUGUCCUCGUCUUCUCUGCUGUCCUCAUCCUCCCUCUUUCUCCUGUCCUCAUCCUCCCUCCCUCUUUCUCCUGUCCUCUUUCUCUCUCUCUUGUCCUUGUCCUCUCUUCUGUCCACUUUCUUCUGUCCUCAUCCUCUCUCCUGUCCUCAUCCUCCCUCUUUCUCCUGUCCUCACCCUCUCUCUCUCCUGUCCUCGUCCUUUCUCCCUCUUUUUCCUGUCCUCAUCCUCUCUCCCUCUUUCUCCUGUGCUCGUCCUCCCCUCCCUCCCUCCCUCUUUCUCCUGUCCGCGUCCUCCCCCUCUCUCCUGUCCGCGUCUUCCCUCUCUCUCCUGUCCUCAUCCUCCCUCUUUCUCCUGUCCUCAUCUUCCCUCUUUCUCCUGUCUGCGUCCUCUCUCUCCUGUCCUCAUCCUCUCUCUCUCCUGUCCUCAUCCUCUCUCUCUCUCUCUCUCCUGUACUUGUCCUCUGUCUAUCCAGUCUGUGGUAGAGGAUGACAGCAGAGGGGUCCACCGAAGCGGUCAAUGCCGUCUGCACCCAAGACUCCUCCCACUCACCUAAAACAACCUGCCCACAAACCACAUGGCCCUGCCCACAGAAGGAUGAGCUCGAAGUCAGACUCCGCCUCCGCUCCCCUCCUGGGGCGUGGCUACUAGCGGGCGUUGUCGUGGUGAUGGUGGGAAUGUUUGUGGCCGUGGCCGGGUACGCUAGCUCCACCCCUAACCCUGUGGGUGGGCGAGGCAGCUCCCACAGCGAGCGAAUGAAACUGCUCGGCCCUGUCGUCAUGGGCAUCGGCCUGUUCAUCUUCAUCUGUGCUGGAACCCUGUUGUAUGAGAACCGGGACCGCGAGAACCGAGAGCGUGAGAACCUUGAGAACCCUGAGGAGCAGGGGAAACAUAAACAGAAGAAAACAAGGGAUUGGCGCCGGGAGAACCGUGAUUGUGAGGAUGUGGAACAGGGGAACCAGAGAGAGCCCUCAGACAGACACUCCCCUCUCCCUGAGGAGUGCCCGCCCCCCCUGCCUCCCAGAGUGCCUAGACAGGAGGGGUCAGAGUUGAACGUUCUCUCUGUGGGGGCGCUGAGCUCACUGCUACCAGGGGAGGGACAGGGGCGUGAAGAGAGAGUCAGAGAGGUGGGGGGUAAAGGGGGGUCAACCCUGCUGACCAGAGUCCUGCACCACCAGGACCCCCCCUCCUCCUGUCCCUCCCCAGCUCCCUCCUCUGUGUACCCUGACUCCUGUAACUCCAGUGAGAUCAACUAUAACGUUCAGACAGGCUCCCCUAUCCACUCUAUUCUCCAACUCUGACAUACUACUGUACUCAAAUCAAAUUUAUUUAUAUAGCCCUUCGUACAUCAGCUGAUAUCUCAAAGUGCUGUACAGAAACCCAGCCUAAAACCCCAAACAGCAAGCAAUGCAGGUGUAGAAGCACGGUGGCUAGGAAAAACUCCCUAGAAAGGCCAAAACCUAGGAAGAAACCUAGAGAGGAACCAGGCUAUGUGGGGUGGCCAGUCCUCUUCUGGCUGUGCCGGGUGGAGAUUAUAACAGAACAUCACAUCUGUACACGCUUUUCUAAAUAAAUGCACCACAUAUUUCUCCAUCUCUGUGGUUUCUAUAGGCUGUAGAUGCAGUGGAGUGUGUUGGGCAUCUCUCUCUACCCCUCUAGGACGGGCAGGGCCAGGCGGAGACAGGGCUAGGUGACGUCAGCUUGUUGUUGUGUAGUAAAGUCUCUCUCAGGGGUGUUUGACUGUAUUUGGACUUAGGAGAGGAUUCCACUGCAGACAGUGACUGUGGUGCCAUCCUGAAUGAUGCACGUACACACACUAUCAUAGCAAUGAAAACAAAAUUAAUGCCUUCUCAUAGCCACCCCACAUUUCCCGCUCAGCCCAGUCAAAACUGUUCGCUGCUCUGGCCCCCCAAUGGUGGAAUAAACUCCCUCACGACGCCAGGACAGCGGAGUCAAUCACCACCUUCCGGAGACACCUGAAACCCCACCUCUUUCAGGAAUACCUAGGAUAGGAUAAAGUAAUCCUUCUCAC
Messenger RNA from Oncorhynchus nerka (sockeye salmon), 2341 nucleotides. RefSeq lists its product as uncharacterized. Bases 798 to 1610 code for a protein of 270 amino acids. The record is from RefSeq and is a predicted model, not a curated record. The transcript has a single exon. NCBI's taxonomy places the organism in Eukaryota, Metazoa, Chordata, Actinopteri, Salmoniformes, Salmonidae.